AUGUACAACACUGUUGCUGUUUCGUCGAAUAACGCGUCUAGUAGUAAUGGUACGACUACGACUACAAGGACCGCGGGUCCUACCGCAGCUGGAGCAGCUGGUGGAGGAAAUAAUGGUCCUACACAGAGAAGGAGGAGUUCUGGUUUGAAUUCAUUCUUGAAUACUUUUGGAAUACGUCAGAAUAGUGCUAGUAGCCAACAAGCUGCCUUAACGAGUGACACUAAUGCUAUAGAAGGUGAAGAAGUGGUUCAUAGGCGUCCUGAAGGAGCUGCUGUGUAUAUCCAAUCACCUGUGCAAGCGCAUACUCGUGAUGGCCAGCAAGUGGCUGGAUCACAACAUUUACCCAUCUCUAUAUCAUUGAUUCCGCAGACAGAGGUUGGUAAUUCGAACCCUCAGCAACACAGAGCCUCUGUUUCAGCUUCUACUUCGCCUUUAGGUGGACUCGCGCCCAUUUCGCAUGCGCAUACACACCCAGCUCCUCUCAAUGGUGCUCUAGCUGAUAUCGACCCUUUGAAUUCAGAAAAUAACAAUUCACCAACUCAUAAUGAUAACAAUUCGAAUUCAAGUGUUGUUGGGAACCCGAAUCCUACUACUAUAAAUCCAAGCGUAUCUCAGGCUAAUCAACAGACGUCAGAUAACAUUGCAUCGUUGAAGAAUUUACGACAUUACAUAUACGCUGCAGAUCAGCCCAAUGCGGAUGAACUCUUGAAUCUCGAUUUGGCAAGAAAUGGUCCUUUUCCUGAGCCUGUGGAUCGGGAAACCGUUGAACAACGUAAGGAUAAGAACGGGCUUUUUAGCGUAAGGCUGACUCCUUUCAUUGAUGGUUCUUUCUCCACAAACCCUGGUCUGGCCUUUGACCCCGUGAUAAGAACUGCAGGUCCCGGUUCUCAACUAGUUAUUGGUCGUUAUACCGAGAGAGUACGCGAAGCUAUAUCCAAGAUCCCAGAGCAAUACCAUCCCGUUGUUUUCAAAUCAAAAGUUGUCUCAAGGACGCAUGGUUGUUUCAAAGUCGAUAGUCAAGGUAAUUGGUAUAUCAAAGAUGUGAGAUCCUCGAGUGGUACUUUUCUCAACCACCAAAGGUUAGCACCAGCCUCUACCCUGUCUAAGGACACUUUAAUUCACGAUGGUGACGUCUUACAACUUGGAAUGGAUUUCCGUGGUGGUACAGAGGAAAUUUACCGUUGUGUCAAGAUCAGAGUCGAGCUUAACAGGUCUUGGAAAAGAAGAGCAAACGCUUUCAAUAAAGAGGCUAUUCAACGAAUAAGGAAUUUACAAAAGCUCACAACAGGUGUUGAAGAAGAAGACUGUUCUAUUUGUCUUUCAAAGAUUAAACCUUGUCAGGCAAUGUUUAUCUCUCCAUGCUCCCAUUGUUGGCAUUUCCAAUGUAUUCGCCGACUGGUCAUGACUUCAUACCCACAAUUCGUGUGCCCUAAUUGCAGGUUGACGUGCGAUUUGGAAGCCAGUUUGGAGAACAGUGACACGGAAACAGAAAGUGAGAAUGAAAGUGAAGGUGGGCAGUUGGUCGAUGACCUCGGUGUUUUGUUGGAGGAUCCAAAGGACAUCAACAUGGGUUAG
Messenger RNA from Torulaspora delbrueckii, 1575 nucleotides. RefSeq names its product ubiquitin-conjugating protein DMA2 (gene DMA2). Gene Ontology annotation, cellular component: cell division site; mitotic spindle pole body; cytosol. The record is from RefSeq and is a predicted model, not a curated record. Gene Ontology annotation, molecular function: ubiquitin protein ligase activity; protein binding. Bases 1 to 1575 code for a protein of 524 amino acids. Gene Ontology annotation, biological process: mitotic spindle assembly checkpoint signaling; ubiquitin-dependent protein catabolic process; protein ubiquitination. The transcript has a single exon. NCBI's taxonomy places the organism in Eukaryota, Fungi, Ascomycota, Saccharomycetes, Saccharomycetales, Saccharomycetaceae.